CGAAGAAGAAGUUCAGAGGAGGGAAAAGAAAAGAGUGGGGAUGACCGAUUUUGAUAGGAUUAUAGAGAGAAGAAAUUCGAAGGGAUGGAAAAGGGCGGACGGGUCAAACUCAGCGAGUCGGGUCAUCAAGACAGCGAUCCAAACAAAACAGAAGCUCCAGGGUGAAUUAAGAGAGGAAAAAAAUGGAGAAGAUUUUGAGAGUCUUCUUUCCCUUUACUACUCCCACAACUCGUACUAUAGAGACCACCCUCGACCUCACCCACCCCACCCCCAUCAUCCAUUCGCUAACCCUAAUCUUUCUUUCUUCAUAUUAUAUCCAUCUUUUUCCUCUCGUCUUCUCUCCGCCAUCUCUCUCUAUAUCUAUAUUCGCUUCAAUCAGCCCGCUUAAACUUCUGCGGCGUUCUUGUUCGCCUCGUGUUCUCUAUUUCUUCGUUUCCGAUUGAUUGUUCGGUUGAACAAAGGAAGACAUCAUGGAUGAAUCUGGUGGCACUAUAAUUGAAGCUCCUGCUUCUAGUAGUAUAAUAACAAGGAAGAGGAGAAGCAGCAUUCCUCGUCGACCUAGGCCUGAGAUACAGCUGUUUCUAGAAAGUUAUGACGCAUUAACACCAACUUCAAAUGAUGCUUUUAGGGUCUCCAGUGAGGAAACUGAUGUUAGUUCUGGAGGUAAGAUGUUCAGCCUUAACCAGUGUAUAUCAAGGGGCUCUCCUACUAUAGCUGAAAGUGACCAUCCAAAUAAGAAGAUCAAGGAUGAUCAGGGAUCUAGAGUGUCCUACAGCAAUGGUGGACUAGGAGAUGAUGCCCAUGACGACCUGAAUCCUACCAGACAAUUGGGAACAACUCAAAACGGUAUAGGAAGCGACAAUAAGCUCAAGAAGGUUAAGCUGAAGGUCGGUGGGGUAACACGUACUAUUCAAGCCAAAGACAAUCCCCAUAGUACUUCUGGUGAUGGAUCUUGCGCGAAGAAUUCUCGACCUUCUGAUACCUCUCGUCCACGUCAGAGACUUACCAUCCAGGACAAUUCAGGAGAGGGUCAUUCUCUUUCAGAUAAGAAAACCCAUUACCCAAUGAAAGAUAUGUCUAGGGGGGUUAUUGAUUCUAGCAGGGAGGGUAACAGGAAGACGUCAACCAAAAACACUGCUAAAGAGUCAGAUUCCGUGAGGAAGAGCAAACGGGUUCCAAAGAGGCGUGUUUUGGAUGGGGCAUUUGACGAAGACGAUGAAGAAGAUGAUGAGAUCCGAUAUCUGGAAAAGCUGAAAACAUCAAAAGUUUUUGGGGUUAGGGAUUUUGAAGAGGAACCUGCCAACAAACAUCGGAGUCUCUCUAGGGUUUCUAAAAGUGUUGAAGAGAUUGGAGGAUCGACCAAAGAUGGUAAGAAGAGAUCAUUUGAUAAAAGUUCUGAAGACACUGACUAUGAAGAGGAGGAAGAAGUGUUGUUGUCUGAUGGGGAGCGUGAAGCAAAAAGGAAACAAAAACAGAGAAGGGAUUCCCCACCUAACACGCAGACAGAAUCUAAGAGGGAAAUAGCUCUUACAACACGCCAACGUGCUCUUCUCUCAGGCAAGGAGCCAUCUGCUGGUGCGAGUCAGGUUGAGUUCCCUAAUGGGUUGCCUCCACCCCCAUCUCGAAAACAAAAAGAGAAACUCACUGAGGUGGAGCAGCAACUAAAGAAAACUGAAGCUGCACAUAGGCGUAGAAUGCAAAAUGAGAAGGCAGCUCGAGAAUCAGAGGCCGAGGCAAUUAGAAAAAUACUUGGUCAAGACUCAAAUAGAAAGAAGAAAGAGGACAAAGUGAAGAAGCGCCAAGAAGAGUUGGCCCAGGAGAAGGCUGCUAAACAUCAAGUGCUUGCAUCAGAAACUGUCAGAAUCAUCAUGAGGCCUACAGGGACAGUAGUGACAUUUCCAAUGGAGAUGGGUUUACCCCCCAUAUUCGGAUCCAAACCCUGCAGUUAUCCACCUCCUCGUGAAAAGUGUGCUGGCCCUUCAUGUUUGAACCCAUACAAGUACCGUGACUCCAAGUCGAAGCUCCCUCUGUGCAGCCUCAAUUGCUACAAGGCCAUUCAUUCUCAGAUGGAUGUCGAAAAGGUUUGCUGACACUGUGAGGGCUCAUACUAUCGUCUCCCUAACAACAACUUGAUGUUGCUGCACAUAACAUGUUUUAUUAGAUUUUGCAUCACAUAGAUAAGGAUGGGGAGCUCUCCCGCCAGCACUUGCAGUGCAGAAGAGCUAGGAAUAAAUUAGCCACAAUGGAACUUAUUGCAUUUCCAAGCAGUAUAUGCCUUCUCCUCUCUUUUUGUUUUCUAACCUUUUUUUGUUGUUAAUUGUUAAAUCAUUUUGUCUAGCUUUCAAACUAAUACUCCGUAUAAUGUAAUGCCAUGGUUUAGCCCUCUCCUCCCUUAUUGUUGCUCGUUUUCUUGUGACUGUUUUUCUUGGAGAUGUGUAGUCUUAAUCUUUUAUGGUGGAUAUCUGUUUCAUUUUG
Messenger RNA from Cuscuta europaea, 2475 nucleotides. The record is from the annotation of a GenBank genome assembly. NCBI's taxonomy places the organism in Eukaryota, Viridiplantae, Streptophyta, Magnoliopsida, Solanales, Convolvulaceae.